Messenger RNA from Podarcis muralis (Common wall lizard), 2721 nucleotides. Lineage: Eukaryota; Metazoa; Chordata; Lepidosauria; Squamata; Lacertidae. The record is from RefSeq and is a predicted model, not a curated record.
UGGUGGCUGAUAUCUGCCCAUACUUCUGCCCCUAGGGAAGUCUGCAGCUGGGGGCCCACCAGUGGACACUUUGCUGAGGGCCCCCUCAAAUUUUGAGCUGACCCUGACAAAGAGAAAUGCAGCUCACCAGGGGAAAUAGCAAACAUUGCCUAACGCUUUGAUGGAUCGUGACCCAGGCAUCAUUUAUGGAAAACAAGCGCUCGAUUGCAGAGGUGAAAUCUGACGAGCCUAUGAAGUCAGCUGGGCUGAGAAAUUAUGAGAUGCCCACCGUUGCUGAGAGCACUUGGUGGUUAGGCAGAGAUCUGAAUCGAAAUUUCUCUGGAAAGUAGAUGUCUUCUGGUCCCCGCAUAUCAAUUCUUACCAAGCCAUGGAAAAUGCCUCCAGUUCCUCAGCAUUCCUGUCAACCUUAUCUGAAGGAGAAGACCUGGUCUUUGGAUCCCUCUACACUCUCUUUGGUGUAGUCUCUCUCUUUGGAAACUCUCUCCUGCUGCUGGUAGCUUAUCGGAAGAGAGCCGUCCUGAAACCUGCCGAAUUCUUCAUCGUGAACCUUGCCAUCAGUGAUGUGGGCAUGACCGCAACCCUCUUCCCUCUGGCCACGCCAUCCUUCUUUGCACACAGGUGGCUGUUCAACCAUGCUAUGUGCACUUUCUAUGCCUUUUGUGGAGUUCUCUUUGGCCUGUGCAGUCUUACCAGCCUGACAGCCCUGAGUACCGUUUGCUGUAUGAAAGUCUGUUAUCCGGCGUAUGGCAAUAAGUUCUCUCCCGCAUGUGCUGGGGCACUGCUAUCUUGCGUCUGGGUUUACGCCCUCAUCUUUGCAGUGGCCCCUCUGGCCAACUGGGGCAGCUAUGGGCCAGAGCCCUAUGGGACAGCUUGCUGCAUCAAGUGGAAAGUGUCCACCAGAGAAACGAAGUUCUACAUCGGGGCCCUCUUUGUCUUCUGCUACAUCAUCCCUUGCCUCCUGAUCCUCAUCUCUUACUCCCUCAUCCUUUGGACUGUGAAAGUGUCCCGAAGAGCCGUCAGGCAGCAUAUGUCCCCGCGGACCAAAGCCAACAGCGUCCACACUCUGAUCGUUAAGCUUAGUGUUUCUGUGUGCAUUGGAUUUCUUGCUGCGUGGACCCCCUACGCUAUUGUUGCCAUGUGGUCAGCGUUUGGCGACGCCAGCCAGGUGCCCGUCUUGGCCUUUGCCCUCUCUGCUGUGUUUGCCAAGUCUUCGGCAACCUACAACCCUCUGGUUUAUCUGUUCUUCAAGCCCAACUUCCAGAAGUUCCUUUCCAAGGACCUCUCCCUGUUGCAAGCUGUCUGCGCCGUCUUCUGCUGCAGCCGGCCAAGGGUUAUCACCCUCCAGUCCUUCCACACCCGAGAUGGCCGGGCUUCCAUGAAGUUCUCCACCGCUUUUACCGACCACCGUGGAUCCUGCAGGAACUGCACGGACACUUUUGAAUGUUUCAGUAACUAUCCCCGGUGCUACAGGCUCUCUCCGAAGUCGGACACGACCGCCAAGGCCAAGCCGCUGGCGAUCCUGGCAGACGGAACGACUUGCCGGCCAAGUCUGAAGAGAACCGUGCAGGUCAUGGUGCUCGUGACGAGGAAGAAGACCGGGAUGGGGACUAGGAGUCUGGCUGGGGAUGUUCUGCCUUCAAAUAUUGUCAGAGAUCUUAUGUGAGCGAGGGUUCGAAGCCCCCUUUCUGCCUAGACCAAUCAGGAAUGUUUGGUUGCCAUUUCAAAAUCCAUUUUCUUCUCCAUAUGUAUAGUUGUUUCCAAAGUGUGCUUUGCAGGCUAGGAGAUACUGCAAAUCUUACACCAGCAUUCCUCGCCCCUCUCAGAAUUCCCCUCCAUUGUUUCUUUAAACAGCUGCAAUUUUGUGCGAACAAUUUUGCACCUGUUUCCCGCCCCCCCCAAAAAAGAUCAAUAAUGCAGAGCCAAAAAAAAUAAAAAUCCUGCCUCUUUAUAGGUUCCAUUUGGCAUUUGAGAUGUCACAGUGCCACUACAGGCAACUCCCCACUUGCGCAAGAUGUCCUUGUGCAUAACUGCGCAUGCGCACAACAUCUCUUUGGACUCUGGGGAGGGUAUCCUCAUUAGGCAGAGGCACAAUGGGGCUUUUGUUGAGGCUGCUCAGCUGACAAGCAGCAGUUCAGCUGACCUCACACAUCAGCUGUUAGGCGGGGAGGCUGAGCAUCCUCAACAAAGCCCCACUGUCCCUCUGGCUCCUGUGGAGACCCUCCCUGGACAACACACAUUUCACUUAUGCUCAUGGGGCCCCGGAACAUAACCCCUGCAUAAGUGGGGAGUCGCCUGUAUUGAUGUGAGGCAUAAAUUUGAGUUUUGGUUCCACACCUGUGCAGUCUGCAGCAUGCUAACGUUCACUUGCACAACUAACGUUCAGGUCAAUCCAAGUGGUUGCUAUUGGAGGCAGGUACAAUUAACCGCUCACAUAAUUGGACUGUAAAAGAUUAAUCCAAUCGAGCUGCGUCAGCUGCAGCUCAAAUGCAGAGGAUCAGAUCAUCAGAGGUGUGCAAGGCCAUGUGGAUUGGUUGAACAUCCGUUCAGCCAACCCAUGCCUUCGGAACGGCAGGCAGGUGCAACGGCUCGUACAGUCAUGUUGUUCAUGUCUACAGUGGUGUCACCGUUAGGUUCUCCUCUGCCCCACAGUUCUCCUUUUAAAAGUUCAUCCUGAUCCAGCUGCAGGUGCAGACACAGCCCGUACUCAUCUAAUUCCCUACA